AUGCAGCCUCUGCUCUGCUGCGCCCUGGUCCUCGUCUGGUUGUCAACAGCAGCCUGGGCACUCAGCCAUAUCUUUGAUGUCCGAGAAGCCACCAUCACCAGCGUGCAUGAUGCUCUCUUCACCCACAGCGCAACAUGCCGAAACAUUGUCUCCUCCUUCAUUGCCCGCAUAGAGGAGCUCAACCCCAGCAUCAAUGCUGUCAUUUCACUGAAUCCACUUGCCCUCUCAAUUGCCGAUCAUCUUGACCAGAGGCUUGCAGCAGGAAAUGUUACAGGCGCCCUUUUUUGUGUCACAGUCCUUCUCAAGGACAACUUUGAUGCAGUUGGGAUGAGCACCACAGGCGGGUGUCGGGGGUUGGCCCACAACAAACCUCAGGCAGAUGCACCAAGUGUCAGGGCCCUGGUUGAUGCUGGGGCAGUCGUACUCGGCAAGACCAACCUGCAUGAGAUGGCUUUCGAAGGCUUGACUGUGUCCUCACUCGGUGGUCAGACCGUCAACCCAUAUGACCUCACUCGGACUCCGGGAGGAAGCAGCGGUGGGAGCGGUGCUGCAGUCGCCGCCAGCUUUGCUGUCUUAGCAACCGGCACUGACACGGUCAACUCCCUCCGCAGCCCGGCAAGCGCGAACUCGUUGUUCAGCUUCCGCCCCACAAGAGGCUUGAUCUCGAGGGCUGGUGUCAUUCCGGUCAGCUCCACUCAGGACACGGUAGGGGCAAUGGCGCGCAAUCCCAGCGAUCUUGCCGUGGCACUGUCUGUCAUGGCAAGUGUCGGCUUUGAUCCUCGGGACAACGUCACUGCCUUGGCUCCGAGGCAAGUCCCACCUCAAGAUUACUCUGCGUCUCUGUACCGUGGCAAUCUGUCAGGGUUGCGCCUUGGUCUGCUGGACGGCUUCUUUGACCACACCACAUCGAUCGAGACAAUGCCCGUCAACAACAUCAUGGCGAGCAUGGUGUCCAAGCUUACCGAAACUGGUGUUGAAAUCAUCAACAUUACGGACCCCAUCUAUGACACGCUAGCCAUCGCAAAACUGGACGUGCAGGCGUUUGAGUUCAAGGACUUGCUUAACGCUUACCUCACGCCAACAACUGCCAACCAGGUCUCCAGAGGCCAUGAAGUCCUCCGCCCGACGAGCUUUGAUGAGCUAUACAACACUGAUACUGGCACUGGCACCACCAACUUCCUAGUCAUCCCGGCCCAGCACCACUUCAUCAAGAAAGCGUCGUAUUCAUCAACCCGCGACGCUCCCUACCUUGAAACCCUGAACCGCAUCCAGGAUUUAACGCGCGCCCUCGAAACCACAUUCACGGCAAACAAUCUGGACGCGAUCAUCUACCCCGAACAAAAGAACCUUGUCGUUAAGAUCGGCUCGCCGUCUCAGAGUGGGCGGAACGGCAUCUUGGCCGCCCUGACCGGACACCCUGUCGUUUGUGUACCUGUGGGAUUUUCUGCCCCCUCAGAGCAUGCUCCAGUUGGUGUCCCGAUUGGCAUGGAGAUCCUCGGCCGGCCGUGGAGCGAAGGUUUGUUGCUCAAUAUUGCGAGUCACAUCAAUGAGCUUGCCCCGGUGAGGAAGAUGCCGCCGUUUGUCAACGGGACCGUAGAGCCCAAGGCAUACGAGAGCGUGCCGUCUCUUACGCCGAACGUGGCUAACAUACACACGGCGUACCCGCUUGGGGUGUUCUGA
Molecule: messenger RNA, 1680 nt
Organism: Chaetomium globosum CBS 148.51
Lineage: Eukaryota; Fungi; Ascomycota; Sordariomycetes; Sordariales; Chaetomiaceae
Exons: 1
Coding region: 1-1680 (559 amino acids)
Source: RefSeq, a predicted model, not a curated record